Molecule: messenger RNA, 2024 nt
Organism: Cephus cinctus (wheat stem sawfly)
Lineage: Eukaryota; Metazoa; Arthropoda; Insecta; Hymenoptera; Cephidae
Product: transmembrane protein 192
Exons: 4
Coding region: 1-816 (271 amino acids)
Cellular component (GO): lysosomal membrane; late endosome
Source: RefSeq, a predicted model, not a curated record
AUGGUCAGUUUAAUGCGAAGUUCGAAUACCUCCGGUGGCGGUGCUGUUUUCUUUGAUGCUUCUUUGAACAUGGAUGAUGAGGAAUAUCUUCAACCUGUUCUUACGUCUCAGGAAGAGGAACACUUUCACAAACUAGACACUGCACCGAUUGCAUCAAUACCAUUGAUCUUUGGUGUUGCAUUGGAAAUUACUGGAAUAAUAUUUGUCUCGUUGUGGCCAAAGGAAAAGGACAAAUGUGAUACGUACUUCAUAUUCCUCUAUCUUCAUUGUGUAUACUGGAUGAUUGUCAUGGUUACGGAUUAUCUCCUGAAAUUUAAGCAUCAUGGUUUACGGAUAUCGGGAUACCUCGAUUUCUACCAGUCCACAUACCAGCACAUUAGAACGCCACUUUUCAUAGCAUCCUUAUGGAACACAACUUACCUACUUCUGGUAGUGAUUUUGCAUCAUACACAUAAACUGGACUAUGAGAAGUACUGCAGAGCAUCGGAAUGGUUCACACCAUUGAAUUACAUUGUACUCCUAACAACUUUUGAGUUGAUAAUCAUCGUGCCUGUUUAUGUUAACUAUAUCAAACGAGUCCUUCGCUUUAAUCGUUUACGUCCGCCACCGGAUGUAACACGUGAGGAAUGGUUGGCUUCGUUUACUCGAGAUUCGUAUGCCGGCAGCGGUGAGGUUGGCUACCAACAGAGAGGUUCGAACGUGGCGGAAUUAUUAGAGAAGCAAGCGGAUUUAAUUAGAUAUUUAAGAGACCAUAACGUCAAGCUGAGUCAUACGCUGAUGCUCUUCGCUUCGCAACGCAGGGCGACGGAGCCGUAGGUGGUGUAGCAGGUCAUGAGCUUAAGAAUAGAGGAUCACUAUUUACUACUCCUUGCUGGUCUACGGUCUAGAGAAUCGUCACGAGCCUUGUUCUGCUAGACAAUGCUACCGAAACAUCAUGGAUGACUGAGUCGUCCUCGGGAAGUCUAAACAAACGAUAAAUUCGGUUGGCUCGACUGCCAGACGUUUUCGACGUGUAGAAAAGUAGUGCUCGUCGAGUGCGCUGGCGUUCUGUGUUCAGGGAGGAUUCAAUUACGUGCUCGAGCGAGGACACAAAUAUCUUCAACCGCCAAUUCAGGGUGACUUUACUUCGAAUUUCCAUUUUUAAUGUGUACUGUGCGAGGCUGCAACUAUAAGGGAUGUUCUUUUAUGCAAAUUGCCGGUCGUCCCUCCUUGCAGUACCCGUGGCUAUUUGUACGGGUCGAUUACUGCCGUCUCUACGUUUUAUAUAUCGAUGGGAACAGGCGAGGGGGCAUACAUGAAUAAUAGUAGUCAAGAAAAGAAAUAAAGAGUAACACAAAAGAGAAAUAAAAAAAUGCCAUACCUGGACACGUGCGCCCGCUUUGCCUCUGUGAUUCGGACUGCAUCGUCAGCGAGGUUCUUUUUUUUCUUUUUUUUUUUUAGUACAAAACGAGACAAUUUCUUGCGAAGGGGAUUAUUUUCAAGCUUUUGAAACCACCGGAUGAGAGGUAUAAAGGCUCUCUCAACCUGUUAAAAAAGAAAAAACCAAUAAUAGUGAUACGCAUACUUACAGAGGUUGGACCCAUGUUCCCGUUAGGCGACACUCGGGAACUCAUAUCGCAGUGUAUGUAUAUACAUUGUAACUUUUAGUAGCGGGAGCCAAUUCGCAAGUCGUGCGAGUUACGAUCACAGACAAUAAUAAGAGAGAGAGAGAGAGAGAGAGAGAGAGAGAGAGAGAGAGAGAGAGAGAGAGAAAGAGGCAAAGAGAAAAAGAGAGCGAGUGAGAAAGAGUAACAAGGGUAGAAGAGGCCGAGGAAAUUGACUGACGUUCAGAAAAAAAGAAACUUCCGGUGGAAACAUGCCAAAGCAUCCGGCGAGGCAGAGAGAACCAACAGAGGCAUCGAACUGUAGAACCGGUGACGUUAAGUAGAAGCCAGUUAAAAAAAAGAAAGAACAGGAGAAACCGUAUUUCGUGAUAGGAAGAAGAAUUUUUAAAUAUUUCAAUCAUUCCGAGGAAGUCUUGUGGU